This is a messenger RNA of Talaromyces stipitatus ATCC 10500, 1178 nucleotides long. Its product is annotated as exosome complex subunit Csl4, putative. NCBI's taxonomy places the organism in Eukaryota, Fungi, Ascomycota, Eurotiomycetes, Eurotiales, Trichocomaceae. The record is from RefSeq and is a predicted model, not a curated record. Gene Ontology annotation, biological process: RNA processing. Gene Ontology annotation, cellular component: cytoplasm; nuclear exosome (RNase complex). The transcript has 2 exons. Gene Ontology annotation, molecular function: RNA binding. Bases 1 to 780 code for a protein of 259 amino acids.
AUGAUGAUACCUACUAUAGUCCAAGAUAUUAAAUAUUUGGCCAUCCUCGCCGUACCAGGCCAACAACUCGCAAUGACAUCAACAUAUCUUCCUGGUACUGGCACCCACGUCCAGAAUGGAAUAAUCUGUGCAUCCAUCCCAGGCCCAGUUUUUGUCGAACAACUUUCACAGACCAAGUCUAAAGUGACAAAAUCCAUACUGAGCGUCCUGCGCUCUGGGAUUGGUAACAUUGGGCCUGACGGUACUGUGCAGAAAGUGUCCGCGCAUACUACAACCACAACUACAGCGACGGGGACAAAACGGCCUAAAUACAACACACUACCUGCCGUUGACUCGAUAGUUCUUGCGCGAGUCACGCGCGUGCAAAAGAGACAGGUUACAUUGUCCAUCCUCGUUGUCUUAGACGAUAUCACAGCUGCGACACAAGUCUCGGACAACGACAACAUCGCCGCAAUUCUAACUUCAGCCGCCAAUCCAGAAAAUCAAAGCACAUCGGACGAACUCCGCUUCCAAGCCCUGAUCCGCAAAGAAGAUGUCCGUGCAGUUGAGAAGGAUCGCGUGGUUCUAGAAGAGAUGUUUCGCGUUGGUGAUAUUGUGCGUGGCAGUGUGAUAUCGCUGGGUGACCAGAGUUUUUAUUAUUUGACAACUGCACGAAACGAUCUUGGUGUUGUUAUGGCCAGGAGUGAGGCGGGAAAUAUGAUGUUUCCGGUUAGUUGGAAGGAAAUGAAGGAUCCGGUGACGGGCCAGGCGGAGUCGAGGAAAGUUGCGAGGCCGUUUUGAUGGUUUAUCUGUGGCAUUAUCAAAAUGUCGGAGAUUUCAUUUAUUAUCGACUACAGGUUUCGGCUGCACCUGUCUACUAGCUGGGCGCGAUGAAACAAAGUUCGGUCCCAUGAACUGCCCUAGACAUAAGGUCUGGCGCAAUUAGUGGCUCUCAUACUCGUCUCAACUCUCAUCCAUGAGCACCGGCUGUGCCGCACUCCCGAUACCAUGUAUUGAGCCAUGGUACUGCAGAUAUGCCUGAGCUCAUCAUAUACCUGAUCGGACCCAGGCGUCGCAAGACGUACCGCACACACAACUCCACGCAACACAGCGCCCAACAGUAUGAUACCGCGAAGCAAAUCAUUGCUCGCCCACACAUCUAUCCAUAGAGUAUAGAUCAAUACAACCUUUUCUAAGGG